This is a messenger RNA of Pseudopipra pipra, 1160 nucleotides long. RefSeq names its product olfactory receptor 6F1-like. The transcript has a single exon. Lineage: Eukaryota; Metazoa; Chordata; Aves; Passeriformes; Pipridae. Gene Ontology annotation, molecular function: olfactory receptor activity; G protein-coupled receptor activity. Bases 83 to 1066 code for a protein of 327 amino acids. The record is from RefSeq and is a predicted model, not a curated record. Gene Ontology annotation, cellular component: membrane. Gene Ontology annotation, biological process: G protein-coupled receptor signaling pathway.
AGAGUGCAGGAAAUGAAAGGAGCAGAGAGGGAAGGACAGAACAUUUUGUCCAGCCUGUGAAAUUAUCACACUUGGUUUUGCCAUGUUCCUGUCCCGGCAGGAUGAACUGAAAUUCAGCAUGGGAGCAGCAAAUGAAACAGCAGUUACUGAGUUCAUCCUAGAGGGUUUCCCAGGGCUUGAUCAAAGCCUGCAGCUGUUUCUCUCUGUGAUCCUUCUGCUCAUGUACCUGACAACAGUGACAGGGAAUGCAACCAUCAUUUUCCUCGUGUGUGUGGAUCACCACCUGCAAACCCCCAUGUACUUUUUCAUUAGCAACCUGGCGUUCCUGGAAAUCUGGUUUACAUCCUCCACCAGCAUUAAAUUGUUUGCCAUCCUGAGUUCUGAUCAGAAAACCAUCUCGCUGAGCAGCUGCUUUGCCCAAUCCUAUUUCUAUUUCGCCCUGGGCUGCACAGAGUUUGUCCUGCUUGUUGUCAUGUCCUUUGACCGCUGGGUUGCCAUCUGCCACCCCCUGCACUACGCUGCCACCAUGGAGCCUCAGCUCUGCCUCUGCCUGGUUGUUGCUGCCUGGCUCAUCGGCUUCACCCUCCUGAGCUACCGCCUGCUCUUCCUCUCUCAGCUGUCCUUCUGUGGCUCCAACAGGAUCCCCCAUUUCCUUUGUGACAACUCCCCCUUAUUCAAACUGUCCUGCUCUGACACCAGCCUGCUUUGGAAAAUAGACUCUGUUUUCUUAUCGUGUGUCGUGUUGGGUUCCUUCUGUUUAACUCUGGCAUUUUACAUGUGCAUCCUUUUCUGUAUCCUGCAGCUUCCAGCAGCCUCUGGGAGGAAGAAAGCUUUUACCACCUGCUCUUCCCAUCUCAUCACCUUAUCCAUUGUAUAUGGGAGCUGCAUUGCUCUCUACAUGUGUCCUUCAGCAGAUGUUUCCUUGAAGACCAACAGAAUUGUAGCUUUGCUGAACACAGUCCUGUACCCAUUCUUAAAUCCCUUCAUCUACAGCCUUAGGAACAAGGCUGUGAUACUGGCACUGAACAAAUCCAUUGCCAGUACAAUAACAAAGCUUUUCCCCUAAUCAUGAUGCAUUUCUGGACAUAAAUUCCAAGGAUCUGCUCUCAUCUGUUAAACAAUAGCAGGGCAUAUGUGUGUGACCUCCAAACACGGAUGCC